Lodderomyces oxycetoniae is the source of this 483-nucleotide messenger RNA. It is a transcript of the gene CUP5, whose product is annotated as H(+)-transporting V0 sector ATPase subunit c. Gene Ontology annotation, biological process: proton transmembrane transport. Bases 1 to 483 code for a protein of 160 amino acids. Lineage: Eukaryota; Fungi; Ascomycota; Pichiomycetes; Serinales; Debaryomycetaceae. The record is from RefSeq and is a predicted model, not a curated record. Gene Ontology annotation, cellular component: proton-transporting V-type ATPase, V0 domain; membrane. Gene Ontology annotation, molecular function: proton-transporting ATPase activity, rotational mechanism. The transcript is spliced from 2 exons.
AUGUCAGAUUUAUGCCCAGUUUACGCUCCCUUCUUUGGAUCUAUGGGUUGCGCAGCCGCAAUUGUGUUUACCUGUUUUGGAGCCUCUUAUGGGACUGCCAAAUCCGGUGUUGGUAUUUGUGCCACAUCUGUUACCAGACCUGACUUAUUAGUGAAAAAUGUUGUUCCGGUUGUUAUGGCAGGUAUUAUUGCCAUUUACGGGUUGGUUGUUUCUGUUUUGGUGAGUGAUUCUUUGUCUCAAAAGCAGGCAUUAUAUACAGGUUUCAUCCAAUUAGGAGCCGGUUUAUCAGUUGGGUUAUCAGGUUUAGCUGCCGGUUUUGCAAUUGGUAUUGUUGGUGAUGCCGGUGUUAGGGGUACAGCUCAACAACCAAGAUUGUUCGUUGGUAUGAUUUUGAUUUUGAUUUUCGCCGAAGUGUUGGGUUUGUAUGGAUUGAUUGUGGCAUUGUUAUUGAACUCAAGAGGAUCUCAAGAUGUUACAUGUUGA